Anthostomella pinea is the source of this 1851-nucleotide messenger RNA. The record is from the annotation of a GenBank genome assembly. NCBI's taxonomy places the organism in Eukaryota, Fungi, Ascomycota, Sordariomycetes, Xylariales, Xylariaceae.
AUGGACAUGACCAUGGAGACGGGCUACACUCCCACCCGGAGCCUGGACCCGGACGGGCCUCAGUCGCCCAAGCCGAAGAGGAUGCGCAAGUCGAGGUCUCGAGGACUUCGCACUAGAACCGGUUGCUUGACGUGUCGGUCUAGACACAAGAAAUGUGACGAGAACCCGAAUCGCGACUGUGUCUACAGUGAAGAGGCGAGGCGUAACCCCACAAGGUCAUCGCGGCAAUAUAGCCAAGAGAGCAUUCAUGUUGUCUCAUCUCUGCCGUCGUCGACAGGGGCUGCCGCGCUGCCCGAAAGACGAGGCUCGAAUCCUUACCAGCAAAUGAUGGCAGAAGCUUCAGGUUUAUCACCACAAGGCCCACCUGCGCCCCUGUUGAUGCCAAUAGCCGAGACGUACCACUAUGCACAGUCGCCGGACACGGUGGCCUCGGAGCAGCUGACGGCCGACAUGGCCUCGAACCGCUGGCUCGACCUGCUGGCCACCGACGCGGCCCAGGCUGACGCCAACUUCUCGCUGGCCCCGAGUCCGGCCCCGUUCGAAGACAAUUCGCCUUCGCCAACCGGCCAAGCCACACCUGCCGAGGCACGUCCGAUAGGGACCGAGAACCAGCCCAUCGCCGUGGCUGUCACGGCAGCCCCUCCGGCCCUGGUGGGCACGUCGGAGCGGCAUGCUUGGUCCCUCGAUCAGGACAUUAAGCUGACGUCUGAGGAAGCCUACCUGUUUCGAGUCUUUGCCGAGAGAGCCAGUCAGUGGCUGGACUUGUUCGACCCCCAGAAACACUUCUCCACUCAUGCCAUCCGGCUGGCACUGCGUAAUGUUGGCUUGUGUAAAGCGAUACUGGCAUUAUGCGCACGACAUAGGGCAACGUCCCUGCAAGCUGGUGGUCUCGCUGCCGCUGCGGCUCAUUCGUCUUUAGCGGAAUCGGACCCAUCUAGUAUGGCUGUGCAGUAUUACUACGAGACACUGCAUUACCUGCAGAUUGCUCUGCAGUACGAAACAUAUACACUCUCGGAGGAGCUUUUGGCCACUGCUCUGGUGAUCUCUACCUAUGAAAUGCUCGACUCAUCUAAGAGCAACUGGAAGCGGCACCUCAAGGGUGUUUUCUGGAUCCAGCGGUCGCAAAACGUCAACGGUGUAUCGGGUGGCCUGCGGCAGUCGGUCUGGUGGGCAUGGCUCCGCCAGGACAUAUGGGCGGCUUUCCGGGAGCGGCGGCGGUGCUUCUCCUUUUGGCGUCCACUGAUGGACUACCCGGACCUGACCCAAGAUGAGCUGGCCAACCGCAUUGUUUACCUCUUGUCGCAGACAGUCAAUUACUGCUCCAAGACCGACGCCACCAACAGCAGCGGCGGCGGCGGCGGUGGCGAUAACUCGGCGCAGAGGCGAGCCUAUGUUGGCGAAGCUCUCUUGUCUGAGCUCGAGCGCUGGGAGAUGCAUUUAGGUGCGAGCUUCCAGGCCCUGCCAACGCCCUCGGUCGACUCGCAGAGUCUCUUUACCCCCAUCUGGAUUCACCCUCCCAUGUUCGCGGUGUCGAUACAGAUUUACAACUUCAUUCGCAUUCUCAUCACGCUGCACCGACCAGUCGUCUCAUCCGGGUUUGAUAGCUACCUCAAGACUCAGAAGACCCUGCACGAAGCCGUGAAUACAAUAUGUGGUAUCGCUAUGGAGCUACGGGAUGAAGGGAGCCAGAUCAUGUCUGCCCAGUGCCUGUUUGGAGCUGGACUAUGCGUACAAGAGGAAGAAAAGCGCAAGGCCAUCCUCUCGCUCAUCGAUGCCUGCGAAAACCGGACGGGCUGGCCUAUGGCGGCGCUGCGCGAUGACCUGAUAGCAGAAUGGGCUCGAGUGACUUGA